This is a messenger RNA of Monoraphidium neglectum, 669 nucleotides long. Its product is annotated as PsbP domain-containing protein 4. The record is from RefSeq and is a predicted model, not a curated record. The transcript is spliced from 6 exons. NCBI's taxonomy places the organism in Eukaryota, Viridiplantae, Chlorophyta, Chlorophyceae, Sphaeropleales, Selenastraceae. Bases 1 to 669 code for a protein of 222 amino acids.
AUGGCAAUUGUAUCACGGCGUGCCGCUGUCGCGCUGCUGACCGCAGCACCAGCGCUGGGCGCUGCUUCGAGUGCUGGUGCAGUCCAGGGUUUGACCGCUGGCCGCGUGCCAGGCGUCUCUCCUGAGGCCGAUGACUCUGGAUUUUACACAUACAAGCGUCCAGAGGGCAAGUCAGGCGGCCAUGGUGUGGGGUGGACCGAGAUCCCGCGGUACAGCUUCAAGGUCCCAGAGGGCUGGGGGGAGACGCCCGUGUCCAUAGCAGACCUGGGGGGCACAGAGAUUGACCUGCGCUUUGCGGACAAGCAGGAGGGCAACCUGAUGGUGGUGGUGGCCCCCGUAGCCAGGUUCUCAGACAUCCCACCCAACGCCGACGUGCGCAUCAACGAGCUCGCGCCCCCCGGCCGUAUCUUGUCCGGGUUUGCGCCCGAGCUGUUUGGGUCGCCCCUUGACGAGGAGGACGUCCUGGAGGCGCGCGUGCUGGUCAAGGAGGGGCUGAGCUACUACGAGUGGGCCGUGCGGCCGCACAGGCUUGUGUCAGCGACAGCUGUGGGCAACCGGUUGCUGAUCCUUUCGGUGUCUGCACGGAAUGCACACGCGUGGCGCAAGCACGAGAACGUGCUGCGUACCAUUCAAAGCUCUUUUGCAGUUCCAAAGCCCGGCGAGGCGUAA